This is a messenger RNA of Sorghum bicolor (sorghum), 1100 nucleotides long. RefSeq names its product bet1-like protein At1g29060. Bases 19 to 663 code for a protein of 214 amino acids. NCBI's taxonomy places the organism in Eukaryota, Viridiplantae, Streptophyta, Magnoliopsida, Poales, Poaceae. The transcript has 4 exons. The record is from RefSeq and is a predicted model, not a curated record.
GACGGCAGAAGCUUCGUGAUGGGUACGCGACGGCUCAAGCCUCAAACUGAAGCAAAGGCACCGGGCAUCGGCCACAUCGACGCGUUUUUGUUUGCCACCGUCACCGGCGACUCCUCCACCGUCGGAUCUCCCACGUCACCCUCCAUUUCCCCCAACUACAACGGCCCCAUCAGAGCCCGGUUUCCUCUUUGCUUGGCGGCGGAGCGAGCAAAUUUGCGUUCCUUCGUACCGCCGAUCUCGGACUCUUUGGGCUCCAGACCUCGGGGUUCCGCCUCUGCUGCUUCCGCCAUGGCGAACAGCUCCUAUGGCUCAAGGGAAGGGCUAACUAUCAGGCCUGCUGCAUCAUCAAGCUCUAGCGAGAUUUCGCUCCAGAUUGACCCAAUCAAUGCUGAUUUGGAUGAUCAUAUUCUCGGACUGCAUGGACAAGUCCGCAAGCUGAGAGGAGUUGCUCAAGAGAUCCAAACAGAGGCCAAGUAUCAAAAUGAUUUCAUAUCUCAGUUGCAAAUGACUCUGGCGAAGGCCCAGGCUGGGGUCAACAACAACAUGAGGAGAAUGAACCAAAGCAUCAUUCAGAAUGGUUCAAAUCAUCUUGUCCAUGUUGUCCUGUUUGCCCUUGGCUGCUUCUUUCUAGUGUACCUCAUAUCGAAAUUCUCCCGGAGAUGAAAUUCCAUGUCUCUUGUCUUAAUAAAGAAAGGGGAGAAAUAAAUCAAGUUAUAUUGGUAAGAUUUUGUUUGACUGCACCUCAUUCCAUACUAAUUUUCCACCUGAAUAUAUGUGGAUGAUGGAUAAGAGUACAGCCAAACAAGGCAGUAGCUGAGCCAAUUCCGCCACUAUGCCACAACAUGGCGACAGUUGAUGACCAGGGGUUGCUUUUCUGUAUGUUCUGUACAAAAAAUUGAGGUUCGGUGGGUAGGCCACGUGUGGGUUUUAUUUUACUUUUGUAGGUAAAUCUGAUUUGUACCUACGUCUGUAACAUACUGUACAAAAUGUUUUUGCUUCGUCGUAUUGUUGGUAAUCUAAAACUGUGCACGUUUAUCCGUUUGUGACCGUGACAAGUCAAGAACAAAGCUCAUGGCAUUAUCUUUGCCUCUCUUUCCUUC